AUGUCCCUCUCACCCUACAAGCUCCUAACCUUCGACGUCUACGGCACGCUCGUCGACUGGGAAUCCGGCAUCAUCGCCGCGCUGGCCCCCUCACUCUCCAAAUCCCCCUCCCCAACCAACAAUCCGACGCGCUCCCAAAUCCUCCACGCCUACCACGAUCUCGAGCGAGCCCAACAAACCAAAACCCCAUCCAUGCUCUACUGCGACGUCCUCGCCACAAUCCACGCCCCGCUCUGCGAAAAACUCAACCUCCCGCCCCCCAGCGCCUCCGAAUCCCGCGCAUUCGGCGAGUCGAUUGGAAACUGGCCGGCGUUCCCGGAUACAGUGGGCGCAUUGCAAAGAUUAAAGAAGAAAUACAGACUCGUUGUGUUGUCGAAUGUCGACCGGGAGUCCUUCGCCAAGACGAACGCGGGCAGUUUAGAGGGGUUCGAGUUCGAUGCGGUUAUCACGGCGCAGGAUGUAGGCUCUUACAAGCCGGAUCUGGCGAACUUUGAGUUCAUGCUCGGGGCUGUGAAGGAACGCUUUGGGGUUGAGCGGGGGGAGGUGCUCCAGACGGCGCAGAGCCAGUUCCAUGAUCAUCAUCCCGCGCAGAAGGUUGGGAUUAGGAGUGUGUGGAUUGAGAGGCCUGGGGCGAUUAUGGGGAAUCUGGAGGAGAAUGUGUUUGAUUGGAGAUUUGAGACGUUGGGGGGGAUGGCGGAUGCGGUUGAGGCUGAGGGUGAGGCUGAGUAG
Molecule: messenger RNA, 729 nt
Organism: Aspergillus mulundensis
Lineage: Eukaryota; Fungi; Ascomycota; Eurotiomycetes; Eurotiales; Aspergillaceae
Product: putative haloalkanoic acid dehalogenase
Exons: 1
Coding region: 1-729 (242 amino acids)
Source: RefSeq, a predicted model, not a curated record